AUGGUAGUUUUUGGAGGAUUGGGAACAGCUGGUUUCAGUGAUGGAUAUCAUGCAAAAGAAACUCUAUUUAAUACUCCUUCAUCUCUUAGUGUUUCUCCAAACGGUGAUUUGUAUAUAGCUGAUACUCAAAACAAUAAGAUUAGAAUAGUUUCUGCUUCAACAGGACUAGUUUCUUCCAUCUCUGCUACAUUUAACAAACCAUUGGGAAUUGUUGUUUCUUCGAAUAAUAUUCUUUACAUUGCAGAUACACAAAACAACCUCAUCAAAAAGUAUGACAUUUCAACAAGGGUACUUUCGACUAUUGGCGGUGAAAAAGCAUAUUUGGAUGGAAGUUAUGAUAAUGUGGAUGCCAAUUCAGUCAUUAUGAAAUCUCCAAAGAAUAUUCACGUUGUUUCCAAUGGCAAAGAGGAUACGGUUUAUUUCACAGAUGAGGAAAGGGUGAAACGUAUUGAUAGCAAUGGAAAGUACAGAGUUGUUGACGGUUUGAGUCCUCAAUCAAAUUUAUAUGGAAUAUUUGUAACAUCAUCAAAUGAAAUUUGGACAACUUCACCUUCUUCGCAUUUUGUUCAAAUGAAAUCUGUUGGAUCAGCAGUACAAUCAACUUUCAUUGGACAGCAAGACCUCUAUGGAUAUGAAGGAGAUGAUCUGAUUGAUUCUUACUCGAAAGUUCUAUUUUAUAACCCCUCCUCUUUGGUUUUGAAAAAUUCUAUAGUUUACCUAGUUGACCAGACAAAUAACUGUAUUAGAAAAAUUGAUACAAGAACCAAGGUGGUUUCCACAUUUUCUGGAGGAGUCAUCAAUCAUCCAUAUGGAGAAAAUAUUCAACAAUUCGAAACAAGUCCAACAUCUUCACUUUCUUACCCGUUUUCGUUCAAGAAUGAACUAUUUUUCAUAGAAACCAGUAGUAUUGUCAGAAAGGUUUCUAAUGGAUUGGUCAAAACUGUUUUGGGGAGUUAUUCCAAAUUACAAAUAGAAAACUCACCGAAGAGGAAGUAUAUUGGUAUAGUAACCAACACUUAUAUAUUCCCAAAUGGAGAUAUGGUAAUUGUCACUUCCACAGAUGUAUUCUUAUUUAAUAUUUAUACAGAGCAACUUUCUUCAUUGAACAUCCCAACCGGUAUCACUUCAAUUAGUGGAAUAGGGAAUUCUUUAUCAAAUGGUACCUUGCUUUUUUCCUCUCCAAAUUUCAUAACUAUAUACAGAAAUGGAGAACAAUCACAAAUUUACAAUAUUCCCCCAAUUACUUCUUCAUGUAUUGUAAACCAAAAUGGAAACUAUAGUGUUUAUUUCUUAGUUUCUUAUUCUAAAAUAAUGAAGAUUAAUUUGGCGGAACUCUCAGUUUAUGAAACAGUUUAUUCAUCUGAUAAUUCAUUUCAAAGUUUUUCAUGUGACAACGACAAAAUAUAUUUAAUGCUUCAAGCCAAAGUUUAUGAAAUGAGAUUGAAUGAUUCCCAGCUCAUAAAAAUUGGAGGAGCAGAUUCGUAUAACAAUUCAGGAAAUAUAUUCUGCACUUCAGUGGAUACAGUGGAGAGAAUACAAUCAGGCAGUAUAAAAGUAAUCAAUGGAGCAAUUUACAACAGUGCCUUUGCAUCCUACAUUACAAUCUCAAAUGCUACCACACAAACAAUUGUUGGCAUCAACCCCUCCAGAAAAGUUGGUAAAAUUACAUCUGCAUUUGCAAGAGAUGAGGCCAAUAAUGUAAUAUAUUAUUUGGAUAGAUUUUCUUUGAAGAAGUUUAAUGAAACAUCUGGUGAAAUUAUUUCCCAAACGGAGAGUGUAAAGGGUACGAGUCCUACAAUGGGCCAAAUUCCAUUCUUUUUCUUAGUUUCGGAAUCUAUAUUAACAAUGGCUCACUCUUCCUUUGAUAAUUCAUUAUUCAUUGUAGAUGUGUGCCAUAUUGUACAAGUUUUUUUGGAUACUAUGAAUGUAACCAAAAUUGCAGGAAAUGGUUGUGGUGCAGUUACAGAUGGUCCAGCUUUGGACACACGAUUUAGAAACAUUGCAAUCAAAGGAUUGUCUGUCAAUCCAGAAAAUGGAGAUAUCUACCUUUCGGACAGUACAAGUUUUCGUAAACUUGAAAAAAGGACAGGAAUGAUUGUGACUCGAUUUGCCUCCAAUGUAACUUCUUCAUACUCUCCAGAUGGUCCAGUUACCAAUUUUACCAAUUUUGGUACUAUUCUCUUCUCUUACUCCUCUAAUGAGGAUUCCAUCUAUUAUUGCACAAGUACACUAUUAAGGGUAAUUGAAAAGAUGGCAAAUGGAACUUAUUAUCUGAGAACAAUUAUUGGAAAUGGUAAGACUGGUUAUUCAGGAAAUAAUCUACCAGCCUUAGAAUCUUCACUAUCAUCUCCAAUAUCCUUUUAUGUUAAAAAGAAUGGAGAUAUUAUUAUUUUGGAUGGUUCGUACAUAAUACGAAAAUACACUAGAACAACUGGACUGUUGACAACACUAGCAGGAAGUGCUAACGAAAAUAUUAACGUUUACUCAGGCAAUCUUUCUGGGAAAGACACUAAAUUUAUGGGUUUCUCGCCAUCUAUUGGCUAUAAUGAAAACACAGAAGAGGUUUAUUUCAUUGAUAGUGAUUUAGUACUUAGUCAGUUCAUUACAAUGACUAAAACCACAAUACGAAAAUUGAGUGUUUCAUGUGUGGGAAAUGCAAUAUUCAACUCUCAAAACCAAAGCUGUGAAUGCUUGAAAGGAUAUUAUGGAUCUAAAUGUGAGUCCCUCUCUUGUAAUGGAACACUUGCAUCAGAUUUAUCAAACAAAGGAAAAGAUAUUGCAAGUAUCAACACUUCAAAUAUUGAGUUGUCUGAUUUCCCAACUGGAUCAACAAUUAUUACCUCUUCAGCCGGAUCAGCUGCUUCUAAUUCUGAAGAUUACUUUUCAAGAUAUACUAAUAUAGAAAGGAUUGGACAAGGUGCAUUUGGAAGUGUCUAUAAAGCUAAUGAUUCAAAAGCAGGAAAUCGAAUCAAGGCAGUUAAGGUAAUCAAGUUUGAAUCAUUCUCUGAUUUAAAUACAAUAAUGAAAGAAGCCUCCCAAUUAAGCCACAUCAAACAUCCAAACAUUUUGAAAGUCAAUGAUUAUUUCAUAACCCAAGAUAGUUUACUGUGUAUUGACAUGGAUUAUUAUGAAAGUGGUGAUUUGAAUCAAUUUUUGAAAAGAGAAUGUUCUGAAAAUAUUAUUAAGCAAAUACUGAAACAAUCAUGCGAAGGUUUGAAUUAUAUUCAUUCUCAACUAUCAAUUAUUCAUAGAGAUAUCAAACCAUCCAACAUUUUUGUCAAAUAUUUGAAGAAUGAUAAUAUCGAAAUAGUAAUUGCAGAUUUUGGAUUGGCAAAAAAGCAUCAAGAAAUGAAAGGUCAAUCAUAUGUUGGAACUCCUCUCUUCAUGAGUCCUGAAAUCGCCCUGGGAAGCUCAUACUCUUUCAACACGGAUAUCUUUUCUUUGGGAGUUUCAAUUUAUCAAAUCAUGACCAAAGACGAAACAACUUCAAUCAGUAAUUUAUUAAUGGGAAAUCAAUCAUCAAAUGCUCAAACCAUCCUCACUAAACAAAUGAGAAACUGUUCAAUUUCCUACUCCAAUGAACUAAUUCAAUUAAUUUUACAAAUGUUGGAUAAGAAUCGAGAAACUCGUCCAACUGCCCAACAAUUACUCAAAUUCGAUUAUUUUAAAUAA
Messenger RNA from Naegleria gruberi, 3672 nucleotides. RefSeq lists its product as uncharacterized. Lineage: Eukaryota; Heterolobosea; Eutetramitea; Acrasida; Naegleriidae. The record is from RefSeq and is a predicted model, not a curated record. Gene Ontology annotation, molecular function: protein binding; protein kinase activity; ATP binding. The coding region runs from base 1 to 3672 and encodes 1223 amino acids. Gene Ontology annotation, biological process: protein phosphorylation. The transcript is spliced from 6 exons.